CAGCUGCUCUGGGUUCCUCCGGCCGAGGCCCCGGCGGCUGCGGCAGACCAGUGGGGUGGGCAGGAGGAGGUUCGGAGGGCGCGGGCGCCCUGUGCACGGAGCGGGCGUGAGGCAGCCGGGCUCCGGGACGCCAUGUCCAUGGAGGACCCCUUCUUUGUGGUGAAAGGAGAGGUACAGAAAGCAGUCAACAUUGCCCAGGGAUUAUUUCAGAGAUGGACAGAGCUCCUCCAGGACCCCUCUACGGCAACGAGGGAGGAAAUCGACUGGACCACCAAUGAGCUGAGGAACAACCUCCGGAGCAUAGAGUGGGAUCUCGAGGACCUUGACGAGACCAUCAGCAUAGUUGAAGCAAAUCCUAGAAAAUUCAACCUCGAUGCAACUGAAUUGAGUAUAAGAAAAACCUUCAUCACAAGUACUCGGCAAGUUGUCAGGAACAUGAAGGAUCAGAUGUUGGCUGCAUCUGUGCAGGCAUUAGCAGAACGAAAAAAUAGACAGGCACUCCUCGGGGACAGUGGUGGCCAGAACUGGAGCACGGGAACGACAGACAAAUACGGGUGCCUCGAUCGCGAGCUUCAGUUAGCCAACUCCCAUUUCAUUGAGGAGCAGCAGGCGCAGCAACAGUUGAUCGUGGAACAGCAGGAUGAGCAGUUGGAGCUGGUCUCUGGCAGCAUCGGGGUGCUGAAGAACAUGUCCCAGUGCAUCGGAGGGGAGCUGGAGGAGCAGGCCGUGUGA
Lontra canadensis (Northern American river otter) is the source of this 732-nucleotide messenger RNA. RefSeq names its product syntaxin-6-like. Gene Ontology annotation, biological process: Golgi vesicle transport. The record is from RefSeq and is a predicted model, not a curated record. Gene Ontology annotation, cellular component: membrane. The transcript has a single exon. Bases 133 to 732 code for a protein of 199 amino acids. NCBI's taxonomy places the organism in Eukaryota, Metazoa, Chordata, Mammalia, Carnivora, Mustelidae.